Uloborus diversus is the source of this 1098-nucleotide messenger RNA. RefSeq names its product zinc finger BED domain-containing protein 5-like. The transcript has 3 exons. The coding region runs from base 1 to 1098 and encodes 365 amino acids. Gene Ontology annotation, molecular function: protein dimerization activity. The record is from RefSeq and is a predicted model, not a curated record. Lineage: Eukaryota; Metazoa; Arthropoda; Arachnida; Araneae; Uloboridae.
AUGGAAAAAUCCCCAAAGCAAAGCACUCUAAGCACCAGAGUUUCUUAUGAACUAGCUUUGUUAAUUGCAAAAAAGGGUUCAGCUCACACCGUGGGAGAAGAACUUAUCAUACCCGCCGCAAAAAUUAUAAGUAAUGCUUUAUUUGAUGAAAAAUGUACAAAACAAAUUAAUGAAAUUCCGUUAUCAAACACAACAGUGAAAAGAAGAAUAGAUGAAAUGUCAGAAAACGUAAAAGAAGUUCUCGUUACUUUUCUGAGAAAAAGUGAAUAUUUUUCGCUCCAAUUUGACGAAAGUACGGACGUUGCUGGCAAGGCUAAUUUAUUAGCUUUCUGUCGUUUUGAAUGGAAUGGAAAUAUUCAAGAAGAAAUGUUGUUUUGUCAGUCUUUGCCAACAAGAAAAAUUGGAGAGGUGAUUUUCAAAGCUGCUGACAAUUUCAUGAAAGAAAAUGAAAUAGAUUGGACGCAUUGUAGCAUACAUAGAGAAGCUCUUGCAGGCAAGGAUUGUCAUAAGAUUUUUGUGCAAGACAAAAUCGAAGCUAUGAUAAUUAAACUUCAGAGAUGGGCUCGAAAGGUAGACCAAGAUUCUUUUGAUGCGUUUCCUACUUUGCAUGACUUUAUUGAGACCAACGAAAUUAAAGUCGAUAGAAAAACAGCUGCAACAAUAAAAGAUCACCUCAACGCUAUGGCCUCUAGAUUCAGGCACUUCUUCCCUAAAAUUGAGGAUGAAAUUCAGUGGAUCAGAAAUCCCUUUGAAGAGAACUACCUUUCCAAACUGAAAUUAUCUUCAAGUGAAGAAGAUUCAUUAAUUGAACUAUCAUGUCACCAAUCUUUAAAAUCGCUUUUCAAGACAACACCAUUGGUCCCGUUUUGGAUAAACGCUCGGCAAGAAUAUCCAGUUAUUGCCAAAAUUGCCCUCUCACACUUGAUGGGGUUUUCUACAACUUAUCUUUGUAAACGAGCUUUUUCAACUUUAGUAUUUUUGAAGAAUAAAUACAGAAACAAGCUAAAUGUUGAGAGCGAUUUGAGAUUAAAACUGUCUCGUUUCAAUCCAGACAUUGAAUCGCUGGUGGAAGACAAACAGUGUCAAAAAUCCCAUUAA